ACGCGCGCUGCUCACUUCAAUCCACCUGUUCACACCUCUGCGCUCGCGCAUUUAGCGAGGCUUCGUGCGCGCGGCGGCGGUUCCCCACAUGACCGCGGCGGAUGGAGCAUCCGAGUCCUUCUCCUCACGCGUCUGUUGGUUCGGCUUUUUGCGCAUCCGCUCCUCUGACUGAACGCAGCGGCUGCAGCGGCGGCGGCGGCGCAGACUGCGCACUGAUUUGAGACCCGAGCGUCACGUCGCCGCGGCGCGGAGGACGCGCGGCCGAUCAUCUGGAGAGCUCUGUGGAGAGAUUGUGGCAAACGGGCGUCAUGGUGCCAAAGCCGCCGCGGCAUUCCAUGGCGCCGUGAGAAGUUUAGCCCUCCUCACCCCCCCUUUCCCAUUCCCCCCCCUCCUCCUUUUUUUCUGUUUUUGGGGGGGUGUUAUAGAUGUUUUUCGGCGGGAUCGGGCUUCCGUGGGGAAUUUUCCGCCGUCUCCCCCUACAAUUAUGUUCACUUUUGCUGCCUUCUGCUACAUGCUGUCUCUGGUCCUCUGCGUGUCUCUCAUCUUCUUCGCGAUAUGGCACAUAACAGCCUUUGAUGAGCUCCAGGCUGACUUUAAGGUGCCGAUUGAUCAGGGGAAUCCACUCCACGCGAGAGAGAGACUGAGAAACAUCGAGAGGAUCUGCAACCUGCUGAGGAAGUUGGUGCUGCCAGAGUACUCCAUCCAUGGGCUUUUCUGCAUCAUGUUCCUGUGCGCACAGGAGUGGCUGACCGUUGGGCUCAACAUCCCCCUCCUCUUUUACAACACAUGGAGCAGGUACUUUCACUCCCCAACGGACACCAAGGAGCUGCUGUACGACCCCGCAUCUGUGAUGAACGGCGACACGCUCAAGUUCUGCCUGAAGGAGGCCUGGUGCAAACUGUCCUUCUUCGUCCUCUCCUUCUUCUACUAUCUCUACUGUGUUUGGAACCUGGAAAUAUCCCUCUAUUAGGUCUAAUCAAUGGAAACAUUUCAAGUAUGAUCUACUCCUUGGUUACCUCAUAAACAGCCACUGUAUUAGCAACCAGGGAGAAACGCCUCUGGAAACCUUUUAUACAACAGAGUGCCGGUCCAGAGGACAAAUUAAAAUGAGACCAUGAGAUUUUUUUUUUUUUUUCGAGGUGAAGCUAAAAAAAAAAAAAAAAAGAAGAAUCAACUGAGUUCAGAGCUGCUUCUCUGCUUCACAAAGAAGGCUUUGCUUUCGCCUGUGUGUGAAAACCGAAGACUAAAUCUACUGUUUACAGUCUGCUGAAGGGAGACCAGAGAUUUUCACUGCCUGACCAACAUUGGUAACAAACACGUUUAAAGAGGCGUUCAAAGGCCUCCUCUGGGAUGCUGCGGCGUGCACUGCAGACGUGGUCCGGAGGAUGAAAAAGCACAGCGGCGUUUGCACAGUGAAGCGCCCGUUCACCCUGCUCAGCACCGCGCUCCACUGACUAUAGCGAUCAACAGUGCAGAGGAGAAAAAAAACAUGGGUCAAGCGGGGUGACCACUACAAAGAGAGGUGAGGUCUAGCAAAAAGCACCAGAGCAAGAUAACUCUGCUGACAUUUUCCCGGAAGUUUUCCUGGAAGUUCACCAACGGCAGGAUUUCUAUCUAACAUUAAUGGCUUUUUGUGACGAGUGCUUUCUGUGUUUUCUUCAAAGAAUGACGUUAUCUUCUAACCGAUCCACAGUAGUCUAAGCAGCAAAUGCCUUUUUUCCGUGUUGUGCUGGUGUCAUUGUGGGAAAUUCUUUUGAAACCUAUCCCCCAAACCCAUCGAAAGCUUUUUGUAGUAGCCGAGCACACAUUCUUUGCACAAACAGUGUCUUUGCUGUUGCACAAUGUUCGCAAUAUUUGGGCUCAAUAUUCGAGGAAAUGUACAACGCUCUAGCCAUGUAGGUGAAGGUCUUCCAACCUGUAAAGAACUUCUCGGCCUCGUUUGAAGGCAGGGAAACAAUGUGAAUAUUUUCUAGCGCUCUCUUUAGGUGACGGACCAAAAUGGGUUUUUUUUUUGUUGUACUCUACGGAAAUGGAAAUACAGUAAUUCAGGAGAAUCCUUAACGCUGUUUUGUCCUGGAAACUCCACUUAAAAGGACAAAUAUUACCUUUUUUUAACCUUUAUGAUGUGAACAUUGGUGUAAAGGUAAUACACAGCGAUGUAUUCCUCAGAUGAAGCUCUCGAUAAUCAAAAUUGCAGCUGGAAUAAAUAUACGUUUUUUUUUCUCCCCAACCUCUUUCACCUGCAAAACAACUGAACGCGUUUUGACUUGUGUAUGUGCACAAGUAUUAAUCCAAUGAGUUUUAUCCCACUGUAUGAAUAGUGGGGAACUGUCUACCAGUUGGCCAUCAAGAGACACCUCGGUGAAAGACGGAACCACUUUUUUGAAGAGUUCACCCAUGCUGUGCACUCACAAGCUAACUGAGAAUACAGCCUAAAGAGGGGCAACAACAAAAUCCGUCAAUCAGGGGGAGUUAGUGAAACAUUUCACUUACUUUGGUCAACUUAUAUUGGACAGGAAGUACUAAAAUGUACACAGACCAGGAAGAAAAUAAAGCAUGAAAAGUGGUUAUACUAUCAUAUAUUGUUACACACCUUCACCUCUUUACUUUAUUGUUUCUUUAUCUAUACCUUUUGUGUCCUGAUUGGAUGCAUAGAGUGCUUGAAGGCCGGAUAAGCGGAUAAAUCGUUGGAUCCCAAACAGACAAAGGCUACCACUCGCUUCAACUUUGAAUUAAGAUAAGUGCAACACUACCUGGAGAAAAUCCUUAUGGGCAAAAGGGAAAUCAUAAAAACUUCAUGGAAUAAGUAUCACAACAUUGUGAAAGUUCAUCCAAAAAGAUAUCUAGCCACUUUUUCAUGGUUUAUAGUUCUGUGGAUGUGAGCCGUUGACAUCACUCUCUUAGUUUAUAUCCACUUUUUGGUGAUAUAGUCUGUAUGUGUUUCCUCCGUGAACAACCCUAAACCCUCAUAUUCAACUAAACUAGGGAUGAUUUGUUUAAUUCACACCAAUCUUCACGUGAACCUUCAAAACUACCCAACCAAACCUUGGGCAAACAAGAGCCCUUUGGGAUGGACCGUGGAGCGCUCGUGUGAUCACUCAAACGGUUGAUCCCAGGUGUCCAAAGAUAAAAAACAAAUAUGUAAAAAUAGAAGAAGAGGAUACACGAGGACAGCACAUUCGCCAUGGUCCACAGGAGUAUUUCUGUAGGUCUGACAACACAAUAGUCAGCAUCUGUUUCCAGAAAAUUUCAACAAUGUCUUGUAAUACUUUGAAAUUGCACUUGAGAGAUCCAUAAACACUGCCACCAUGACACUCACAUAGCUGAUUUAUAGCUUCCACUUGUAAUUAAAGACUAGAAUCUCAGUUUAAUGUGAUGCCAUUCAUUUCUGUGGGACAGCAGAGGUGAUCUCAGGGUGCUUUACAUAGAAAUAAAGAUCAGUAAAAAAAACUGGAGUUUAGUUCAUUCCAAAUCAGACUCAAUUGUUUUUUUUUUUUUGGAAUAAAAUCAAGCAUAAGCAAUUCUAAUUUUGAUUCAGUUCAGUGCAUUUUAUUAUAAAAACAAUAACAAGAUGCCCUCAUUGAAAUGUACUUUUUCACAAUACCAUCACAAUUUCCCCUUUUCAGCUCGACUAAAUUAUGCUGUAAUAGCACAAACAGUGUGGAUGUAGGUAGCCUUUCAGCAUACACAUGCUGACCGAUCUGUAUGAACUUCACCCCCAGAGAAGACAUUUUUUCUCUUACCCCAACUUGAGCAUUUCUUUUUUUUAUUCUGUACAUGUAUAUGAUCAAGUUCAAUUUCAAUAUUGUUUAUGAAAUAAAAUAUUUAAAAUCUAAA
Messenger RNA from Oryzias melastigma (Indian medaka), 3837 nucleotides. RefSeq names its product cornichon family AMPA receptor auxiliary protein 3 (gene cnih3). Gene Ontology annotation, biological process: regulation of AMPA receptor activity; vesicle-mediated transport. The record is from RefSeq and is a predicted model, not a curated record. The coding region runs from base 485 to 970 and encodes 161 amino acids. Gene Ontology annotation, cellular component: synapse; dendrite. The transcript is spliced from 7 exons. Lineage: Eukaryota; Metazoa; Chordata; Actinopteri; Beloniformes; Adrianichthyidae.